Nasonia vitripennis (jewel wasp) is the source of this 1037-nucleotide messenger RNA. RefSeq lists its product as uncharacterized. NCBI's taxonomy places the organism in Eukaryota, Metazoa, Arthropoda, Insecta, Hymenoptera, Pteromalidae. The record is from RefSeq and is a predicted model, not a curated record. The coding region runs from base 362 to 973 and encodes 203 amino acids. The transcript has 2 exons.
CACAGUUUAGAGAGAGACAUGGAAACGAAGAACACGUUCAACUGCGAAUUCUAACCUCUAAAUCGGAAAUGCACAGUUUUGUCCACGCGCACGUGCGCACGAGUAUAGCGCUGCGUUCGCAGUAUAAAGACCUAACUUUUCUGAUGAUGUUAUGCGCGGCUCGGCUACUGCAACAUGCUUGAGGUUGAGAAGGAAGACUAUGCUAUGGGUUAUUAGUUGCGAAAUGAUGAUUUUUAAAAUUAUUAUUCAAAACUUUGGCGUGCAUAAAAACUGCUGAUACGGUUCAAAAUUUUAAUUUAACGUUUUCGAUUGUUUUUUUGAAUUUGUUCAUUACUUUUCUUGAGUGCGCUGAAAUUUAACAAUGAUGAACAUACUAAGAUGUUGUAGAGGAAGAUUGCAGGUGACACCUGUCACCACAAUUUUUCGCAGGCCGUACAUAAAAAUAUCGAACAAAAUGGAGAUAUUGUUGAAACAAGCUGACAAAAUACCACGAAACUUUGAACUUAUAUAUAGGUAUCCAACAUUUAGAAGUGCUGGAUUUCUGUUCCACACAGUUAAUUUCGUUACCAUGACUACAUUUACAGUAGUCGCAUGUGCAUAUUACAUGGAUAAACCUAUAAAUGAAGAUGAAAGAAAGCUAGAUUUGAUACAAAACCCAGUACGUGGAGUAAUAGUAGGUUGUGCUACAUUUCUAAUACUUGCUUUAACAUGGACUAUGCGUAGUAGGUCUCCUAUGAGAAUUUAUUAUCAUCCGGACAGUAAAGCAUACAGAGCAAUUUUCCUAGGAAAAAUACCGUACUCAUUAGAAUAUUAUGAAUUUAACAGAGGCCAGAUGAGUUACGUAUCUCCAAAUUCCAUAUUACCAUGGCGAAGUUUAUUAUUUGAAGCAAAUGGUCGUAAAAUGAUAUUGUACGAUGACCAUUUCAGAACAGCAGCUGAUUUCGCUGAAAUGUUUAAACCAGAAGAAAAAUAAUUAUUAACGUUUUGUACAUACUCUACAAAUUAAAAAUGUAAAAUAAAACUUUAAUUAGCUUCAA